Lonchura striata (white-rumped munia) is the source of this 2291-nucleotide messenger RNA. The record is from RefSeq and is a predicted model, not a curated record. Lineage: Eukaryota; Metazoa; Chordata; Aves; Passeriformes; Estrildidae.
GCCUGGCUCUGCCUGGCCGCGCUGCUCCUGCCCCUGUCCCUGCCAGCCCCGGGCGCUGCCGGUGCCUGCCCCCGGCCCUGCCGCUGCCCCGGGGCCGGGAUUUUGCUCUGCCGGGAGCCCGACACCGUGGGCAGCCUGGCCGCGCUGCUGGGAAGCGGCAGCUUCACCGACGUCAUCAUCGAGAACCAGCCGGCGCUCACCACCUUGACCCGAGCUGACACCAGGACGCUGCGGGACCUCAGGAACCUCACCAUCUCCAGGACGGGGCUGCAGCACAUCUCUGCCGACGCCUUCCAGGACACCCCCAGGCUGAGCCACGUGAAUCUCUCCUCCAAUGCUCUGCAAAGCCUUUCCUGGAAAACCUUCUGGCAUUUGCCCCUGCAAGAGCUCAUCUUGGUGGGAAAUCCCUUCAACUGCUCCUGCGGGCUCCGCUGGCUGCAGCUGUGGCAGAGCAGCAGCCGGGCCGAGCUGGGGAACCAGUCCCUGCUCUGCUGGGAGGGCAGCGUGCUGGUGCCCCUGGGCAGCCAGGUUCUCCAGCCCUGUGACCCCCCGGCCGUCCGCAUCGAGCCCCCCGAGGCGGUGCUGCGCCAAGGGGACAGCGCCAACCUCACGUGCCACGUCAGCGCCAACCCACCGGCCACCGCGGAGUGGGUGCUCCCCGAGGUGCUCCCCGAGGUGGGACCCGAGCUGCUCGUUCUCUCAGACCGGGAGAUCGUCCUGGAGAUCAGCAACGUCUCCUCCCACCUCAACCACAAGGACUUGACGUGCCGGGCCGAGAACGCGGCGGGGCUGGCAGAGGACAGCGUGGUGCUGAACGUCACCUUUCCCCCCGUGAUUCUGCUGCUGGACACAGCCAUCCCCCGGCAUUUCUGGUGCAUCCCCUUCUCCGUGGAUGCCUUCCCCGUCCCCAGCAUCCGCUGGCUCUUCAACGGGACGACGCUGCUGGAGGGACCCUACAUCCACACCCUCAUCAUGGAGUACGAGCACAACUCCACCGUGCUCCACGGCUGCCUCCAGCUCAACCGGCCCACCCACGUCAACAACGGCAACUACACGCUCGUGGCGCGCAACGCCCUGGGCUCGGCCUCCCGCAGCGUCCAGGUGCGCUUCAUGGACAACCCCUUCAGCUUCAGCCCUGAGGAGCCCAUCCCCGUGUCUCUGUCCCCACUGGGCACCAGGAACAGCUCGCUGGAGGGGCCUGUGGAGACCAUGGAUGAGCACACCUUUGGGGUCUCGGUGGCCGUGGCGCUGGCUGUGUUCGCCUGCCUCUCCCUCUCCGUGCUGCUCCUCCUGCUCAACAAGUGCGGGCGCCGCUCCAAGUUCGGCAUGAACCGCUCGGCGGUGCUGGCCCAAGAGGACGACCUGGCCAUGUCCCUGCACUUCAUGACCCUGGGCAGCAGCCCGCUUUCCUCGGCUGAGAGCAAGCUGGAGGGGCCGAAGAGCAACGUCAUCGAGAACCCCCAGUAUUUCUGCAACGCCUGUGUGCACCACGUGCAGCGCAGGGACAUCGUGCUCAAGUGGGAGCUGGGCGAGGGCGCCUUCGGGAAGGUGUUCCUGGCCGAGUGCUGCAACCUCCUCCCGGAGCAGGAGAAGACGCUGGUGGCCGUGAAGCCGGGCAGCGCAGCCUCUCCCCGCCCGGCCUCUCGCCCACGUCGUGCCCUCCAAGCCGCCCCUGUGCCCCGCAGGUCCCACGGCCCCGAUGCCAAAAUGCUGGAGCAGGGCGCGGGGCAGGCGCGGGGGCCGCUGGCGCUGGGCCACAUGCUGCACAUCGCCACGCAGAUCGCCUCGGGCAUGGUCUACCUCGCCUCCCUGCACUUCGUCCACCGCGACCUGGCCACCCGCAACUGCCUGGUGGGCCACGACCUGGUGGUGAAAAUCGGCGAUUUCGGCAUGUCCCGGGACAUCUACAGCACUGAUUAUUACCGGGUGGGGGGCAGGACCAUGCUGCCCAUCCGCUGGAUGCCUCCCGAGAGCAUCCUGUACCGCAAAUUCACCACCGAGAGCGACGUCUGGAGCUUCGGCGUGGUGCUCUGGGAGAUCUUCACCUACGGGAAGCAGCCCUGGUACCAACUCUCCAACGCCGAGGCCAUCGAGUGCAUCACGCAGGGCCGGGAGCUGGAGCGGCCCCGCACGUGCCCCUCCGAGGUUUAUGGCAUCAUGCAGAGCUGCUGGCAGCGGGAGCCCCAGCAGCGCCAGCCCAUCAAGGAGAUCCACAGCCGCCUGCAGGCCCUCGUCAAGACACCCCCAGUCUAUCUGGACAUCCUGGGCUGAGUGGGGACCCCCCCAGCCAC